Messenger RNA from Saccostrea cuccullata (small rock oyster), 1656 nucleotides. RefSeq names its product sperm flagellar protein 1-like. Gene Ontology annotation, cellular component: axoneme. The record is from RefSeq and is a predicted model, not a curated record. Gene Ontology annotation, molecular function: microtubule binding. Gene Ontology annotation, biological process: regulation of cytoskeleton organization. The transcript has 8 exons. The coding region runs from base 109 to 843 and encodes 244 amino acids. NCBI's taxonomy places the organism in Eukaryota, Metazoa, Mollusca, Bivalvia, Ostreida, Ostreidae.
UUGUGGGAGUUUCGUUGCGACGGACGCUUUAUUAUGAUUUUGUGUAUUUAGUGAUAAUCUUGUCCUCCUUUCUUAUAUACAGUAAUAACACCAAUUGAUACAGUUAUCAUGGCUGACGACGCGGAGUUGGAGGAGCUUUAUGCUUGGGUCGACAGUAUACCACUCAGCAGGCCAAAGAAAAACAUAUCUAGGGACUUCUCUGAUGGAGUCUUGGUAGCCGAGAUUAUUCACAAUAAGUUUCCUACUCUGGUGGACCUACACAACUACUCCACUGCCAAUUCUACAGACAAAAAAUUGCUCAACUGGAAAGUUCUCAACAGAAAAGUUUUGAGCAAACUAAAUUUUACCCUGGGUGAUGAUGUCAUAGGAGAUAUUAUCAUGGCCAAACCUGGCGUGAUUGAGAAGUUCCUGAUGAUGCUCAGACGCAAGCUCGAGCGAGCCGAAUGGGAACUGACCAAGCAACCUCUACAGUCGACACACCGAGCCAAAGGUGGACGUCGGCCCGAGAGUGACAAACCCGAGGCUGAUCAGUAUAUGGCUGUUCCUGGUCGGGGAGUAGAGAAGAAAUCUCAGAACCCCACAAAAGGAGGAGGGCCUGAUUAUUAUCCUGACCCCCCUCGACAGAAAACCCUCGGAUCUAACAAACUAGAGGGAGAUAAUGUCCCCAGGAUACUAUUUGAGGAAAAAGUUCAGGAAAGUUUGACCAAAGAAGAAACCAUUCAGAUCUUACAAGCAAAGAUAAAAAGAAUGGAACAUUUGAUACACCUGAAGGAUGUCCGAAUUGAUGACCUUCAGAACCGAGUAGAGACCAUGCGACCAACAGGAAGCAUUGUACGGCGAUGAACCUAAAAUCUCUGUAAAAAAAAGUACCAUACAGAAUAUUUAUGUCUAGAAUCUCUGUAUGCUUACCCUAAAAUGUGAUCUUGUAUUGGUAGCUUAUAAAUCCAAACUGUAUAUCUUUAGAAAAAUGAAGGGAUUUGGAAAUGUGCAAUUUAUGUUAAUAUGCAAGAGUUCAGCAAAGAUUCAGUCUCUGAACAGACAUAUUCAACAUUCUGUUAUAAAUUAACUCAAUUCAGCAAGUUAAAUUCCUGUCAAAAUUUUCUCAGCAUGAAGAUUUUUCUAAAAAUGCUUUUUUUUAAACUGAAUAAUAUUGUAUUCUAAACAUGUAAUGAAACCAAAGACUCUAUGUGUUUUGUCUUUGUUGUCACUGCUUAUGGUGUAGAUCUUAAUUAUACUGUACUUGUAAACCAUGUAAACAUGUUUAUUAAAAUUAUCAACUUGUAUCCAAAUAAAAAUUAAUACAUAUUAAAUUGUAUCAACCACUGAGUUUUGAUUCAUCAUGCAUAUUGAUUUAUGUUUAAAAGAGAGAGAGAGAGAAACAAUUUUUUGAACUUACAUUUGAAUUUACAUUUAUGCAUGUUUCUCAAUUUCAAAACUGUCAUUUGAUGAUGAUAACUCAAAAUCUUUAAAAAAAGUUCUAAUAAAUUUGCCCAUUAUACAGUUAAUUAAGUUCAUUGUAUCUAAUAAUGUACCAGGGGGUAGAUCGGUACGUAUUUCUGUAGAAGAACCUAUAAUUUGUUGUUUAUAUGAAAGAGCAAUUCUUCCUUUUUAUGUCAUUCAUCUUGAAUAAAUAAAAUGAAUAUGUAUGAAAUUCAA